Messenger RNA from Odontomachus brunneus, 1088 nucleotides. RefSeq names its product dopamine receptor 3-like. Gene Ontology annotation, biological process: G protein-coupled receptor signaling pathway. Gene Ontology annotation, molecular function: G protein-coupled receptor activity. Bases 1 to 933 code for a protein of 310 amino acids. The record is from RefSeq and is a predicted model, not a curated record. The transcript has a single exon. Lineage: Eukaryota; Metazoa; Arthropoda; Insecta; Hymenoptera; Formicidae. Gene Ontology annotation, cellular component: plasma membrane.
AUGUUCAGCUUUCGGAAAAGAGGCGGUUUGAGUAUCAGCCAGAUACCGAUGUCGAUCGGCGAUCUGUCACGGUUUCCGCGAUCGCUUCACCGGGAAGCGAUCACCGUGCGUCCGAAUAGUUCGGAGAUGGAAAUGGCGGAGCAACUGGACAACACCCAGGACGGCUCCACGCCGUCGCUUUGCUUUCUUCUGGACUUCUUCCAUAUGUACUACAUACCACUCAUCAUCCUUCUGGGUUUGGUGGGUAACCUGCUAUCGUGCAUAGUCUUUCUCAAGACACAGCUGAGGACACGCAGCUCCAGCUACUACUUGGCGGCGUUAUCCAUCGCCGAUUCCGGCUUCCUGGUAACACUGUUCCUGGUGUGGCUCAACAGCACGGUCGGCUGGCAGGUGUUCAACAAGGAAGGCUGGUGCGAAACGUUGGUCUACGUCAGCUCGGUCUGCAGCUCGCUCAGCAUUUGGCUGAUCGUCGCCUUCACCGUGGAGAGGUACAUCGCCUUCCGAUAUCCGCUGCAUCGGCCAUACAUAUGCACCGUCGAGCGGGCCAAGUCGAUCACCCUGGUGCUGGUGCUCGUCGCCAUGCUCCUUCACAUGUACGCCUUCUUCUUCGCCGGGGUGGUAAAGACCGAAGAGGGUGACGAGUUCUGCGACCUGAGGAUAGAGCAUCUGGAGGCCAUGCGGAUCAUUAGCAUCAUUGACAGCAUCAUCAGCCUGAUCGCGCCGAUUGUAGGUAUCAUCGUGAUGAACACCAUGAUCGUGAAGAACCUGCUGUUAUUCCGCAGGCUGCUCGCUCGGAACCGCGCGGAACCCUCCAACACUGAAAGCGAACACAACGACGUCAAUGAUCAUACUUAUGUCAAUGAUAUCCCGGUAGGUCUCACUCAUGGCUUCUUGGUUGGUUGCACUCGUGAAAGUAUGUGUAUCCCUGUUUAAGAUUUAGCUUAUUUCAAUCUAAAUUAAUGUGAAUCAAUAAAAUGAUGAUUGUUACGUAGAAAUCAGAUUGAACGUAAUGUAAACUUAUCGUUUUGCAUCCAUUAUUUUAAGCAAGUUGUCCACGCACUUUGUUUUGGCCUACAGCUUUUCUCUCU